Molecule: messenger RNA, 2525 nt
Organism: Heteronotia binoei (common prickly gecko)
Lineage: Eukaryota; Metazoa; Chordata; Lepidosauria; Squamata; Gekkonidae
Gene: TYW3
Product: tRNA-yW synthesizing protein 3 homolog
Exons: 6
Coding region: 498-1301 (267 amino acids)
Biological process (GO): tRNA methylation
Cellular component (GO): cytoplasm
Molecular function (GO): tRNA methyltransferase activity
Source: RefSeq, a predicted model, not a curated record
AGCCAACGACCUGGGGGUUGCUGCCGCUUCGCAGGGGCUGCCUCGCUCGAGCUGGCACUGAGAGGCGAGAAUCUCCUCUGCGGGGCCGACCCUGCGAGAGGGGAGAACAGCUCACCUCACCUUGCCCUGCCCGGAUCGAGAAUUUCCUUGCCAGGACCGGCGCACAGCAGUACCAAAGUCAGGGGAGAUGUGUGGCCAGGGAGGAACUACUUCGCCUUUUUCCCGUUGCUGCUCUGAGACCUUCACCUUUCGGUAAAAUUUCCUCUUCAUCAAGAACCUUUUCUUGACAAGCUGUUUACAAGCGCAAAACUGCCAUCCCAAGUCCCAUUCAACAGUUUACUUCCAGGAAAACAGGAGCAGGAAGGCGGCACCGUUUGUCCCACACGGCCUGCCGUCUGAGUAAAAUGGCGGCGUCCACAGAGAUUUAGCUGACGGUGCCAUUGGUGUAGUGCGAUAUCGGAUACGGGGAUGUCAGAGAGUCGCCGCAGCUUUCUCCCAUGGCUGACUUCAAGCGCUGGAAAGAGCAGCGACUGUCACGUGCGGAUGGGAGCCGGAAGGGCAGCGUGGAUGAGCUAAUCGCAGGGAUAGUGCAGCUCCUUAAUGACCACGACAGUUUCUGUACCACCAGCUCCUGCUCGGGCCGUUUGGUAGUGCUAGAGCAGCCUCCUCUGCCUGCUCCUACCGAGCCUACCACUGGCUUUGAGAUCCAGAAGCAAAACUGUACCUGGCUUAUGGUGAGCCAUCAAAUAUGUACAGUGGAAGAUGUGCUUACAGCCUUGAAGAAAGCCACCAAUGAUGCCAUAUUCAAAUUCGAACCAUUUGUACUUCACGUGCAGUGUCAAGAUCUACAAGAUGCCCAACUCCUGCACACAGUGGCUAUAGAAACUGGUUUCAGGAACUCUGGUAUAACUGUUGGUCGAAAAGGGAAGAUUAUGAUGGCUGUCCGCAGUACCCACUGCUUAGAAGUUCCACUAAGUCAGAAGGGAAAAUUGAUGGUCAAUGAAGAAUAUGUUGACUUUGUGGUUCAAGUUGCUAAUCAGAAGAUGGAAGAAAACAUGAGAAGAAUUGACAGAUUUUACAGCUCUCUACAGUGUGCUUUGGAAAACAGAGACCAUAUCAGUAGCUUGCCUGUCAAAGAGAGAGAACAGAGAAGUAGAGGACAGACUAAUACUAUGGACUCUCAUAGAAGCAGAAGAAAAUCAGAAGGGACACAUGAAAGCAGCAAAUGUACUUCUGCAUGGAAAAACAAAGGGCUAGAAAGUGAAGAUGACACAGAAAGCAGUAUUCAUUUUUUUCACUGAAAUGUUUUAUAAAGUAGACAUAACUGUAUUGUACUUUUUAUAAGGUUGAGAUUCUACAGGACCACAAAUGGAGUAAAUUAGGUUAUCACCCCCUGCAAUGUUUUUCCUAACAUAUGAGGACCUUGAAAAAAAGUAGUGGCCCAAGGAGCUCAGAGGGGAUCAGCAAAAUUUACUUCCUCUGCCUUUUUGUGCAAAUCAAAGGUUGGCUUCCUUGAGAAGCCAUGCUGUUCCCAAGGGUGCCCAACCCUAAGGAUUGGCUUUAUUUAUUUAUGUUAUUCAGUUUUUGCAGGAGAGGAGGGGAAAGCAGUGUAAAGGAGGCCACACCAAAACUCUCUGCCAUCAACUUCUGUCAUUUGCUGGUCUGCUGGAGUUAGUCCAGUUUAUAUAUUUGUUCUGCUCUUUGUAAGAGCUUCUCAGAUUUGAAUGCUUUAGAAAGUAGCAUAUUUGUAAUACAGUUUAUUAUGGAUUGUUGUGAUCUCUCCAUCAUGUUGGGCAGGACUAGCUCUGUCUUGCCCUCCCUUUCACUGUCACUGCCACUACCUUGGGUAAAAUCCAGCCCCUCUCUCCACAGGGGGUAUUGAUGUAGCAUGCCAAGGAGUCAAGGCAGGUGGGUGAGGACUUGUGCAGAUUCCCUCCAGUUAAACCACUUUAUUUCUACAAGGCACAAACUCAGAGUACUGCAAGGACAGAACUAGGUGCACUAAGCAAAAUAAAUUAAAGGAUAUCUGGUCUUUGUGGCAGGAUGCCCCCAUCCCUGGUGCAUCUGCAACCAUCUUUAGCAUCAUUCCCCUCUCUCAUCCUCAUGGCAAACACACACCAGACAAAGGUGUCAGCCAAACUGGAUACCAGGGUUUGAGGGCUCAAACCCACUGACAUGGACCUUCCGGUGAAGAGAUGUUAAUACAUCAAAGGACUAGCAUGUGUCUUAAUUGGGAAGGAAUGUUCUCUGUCUGGUAGAGAACACCUUAUUCCCAGCCACAGAGAUGCCAAGUUCCCUUUCCAUCACAGUAGCUCUUGCCUCCUACAUUUCAUCAUCACGUGAAUGUGAAACAACUAGCAAAGUACUAGAGUGCUGUGAAGAAUUUCAUGGAAAAGUAAUGUUCUUCAAUACAAAAUAUGAAAUAUUCCCAAAAUGUGUAGGUCAUCCUAAUAAAACAUUGUAAUAAAUGCUUCUUUUAUUUGAAAGUACAGUUUAUAAGAUUAAAUAUUGGUUUUUAAAACACA